AGCAAGUAUUGAUAAUCCUCCAUGCAUGUCAUCCUCCAGUGAACUUAAGUGCUCUAUAUGUCUGGAUGUGUUCACUGAUCCAGUCAGCACUCCAUGUGGACACAACUUCUGCAAGACCUGUUUGAAUAAGUGCUGGGACAACAGCCAGACCUGCAGCUGUCCAUACUGUAAAGAAACAUUCAAGCAAAGACCUGAUCUCAAGAUUAAUACCACACUCCGAGAGAUCGUAGAUCACUAUAAAAAGAAAAGUCUUGAGAAAAAAAGUGUGACUUUCAGUGAAGUUCUGUGUGACAUCUGUGAGGAAAGAAAGCUGAAAGCUCUGAAGUCGUGUCUGGUGUGUCAGAGCUCUUACUGUGAAACUCACCUGGAGCCUCAUUUGAGAGUGGCAGGUUUAAAGAAACACAAACUGAUGGAUCCUGUGAGUAAUCUGGAGGACUAUAUAUGUCAGAAACAUGAGAGACCUCUGGAGCUGUUCUGUAGAGAUGAUCAGACAUGUGUGUGUCUCUCCUGCACUGAAGGAGAUCAAAAGAACCACAACACUGUUUCUUUAGAAGAGACUGAGUUGGUGAUCCAAGACGUGCAGCAGAUGAUCCAAGACAGAAUCAAGAAGAUUCAAGACAUCAAACUCUCAGCAGAAGUCAGAAAAAGACACACAGAGAAGGAGAAAGCAGCUCGUGUUGAGCUCUUCACUGAUCUCAUCCGCUCCAUUGAGAGAUGUCAGACUGAAGUGCUGGAGAUGAUGGAGGAGCAGCAGAAAGCAGCAGAGAAACAGGAUAAAGAGCUCACUGAAGAUCUGGAGCAGGAGAUCACUGAGCUAAAGAUGAGAAACACUGAGCUGGAGCAGCUCUCACACACUGAAGAUCACCUCCACCUCCUACAGAUUUACUCAUCCCUGUGCAGCCCUACAAACACCAGGAACUGGCCUGAGAUCAGUAUGAAGACUCAUAAGAAUCUGAAGACUCUGAGGAGAGCUCUGACUCAACUGCAGGAAACUCUACAUGAGAAACUCGCACAAACUAAGCUGAAGUGGAUGCAGCAGUAUGCAGUGGAUGUGACUCUGGAUCCUGAUACAGCUCAUCCAAAUCUCAUCCUGUCUGAUUAUGGAAAACAAGUGAAAUGUGGAGACAUUUGGCAGAAACUCCCAGACAACCCAGAGAGAUUUGAUCACGGUUCAAAUAUCCUGGCAAAGGAGGGAUUCUCCUCAGGGAGAUUUUAUUUUGAGGUGCAGGUGAAGGGAAAGACUAACUGGACUUUAGGAGUGGCCCAAGAAUCCAUUAAAAGGAAGGGAGAGAUCAAACUGAGACCCAGUAAUGGAUUUUGGACAGUGAUUCUGAGGAAUAAGAAUGAAUAUAAAGCCUGUGCUGGUCCCACUGUCUCUCUGUCUGUGAGAGUGAAACCGCAGCAGAUCAGUGUGUUUGUGGAUUAUGAGGAGGGUCUGGUCUCCUUUUAUGAUGUGGAGUCCAGCUCUCAUAUCUACUCUUACACUGGUCAGCCUUUCAACGGGAAACUCUAUCCAUAUUUUGGCCCAUCCUUAAACUAUGGAGGUGUAAACUCAAUCCCACUGAUCAUCACACCUGUCAAUUACAAUAAAUGAAUUUAUAUCCCUGA
Sinocyclocheilus anshuiensis is the source of this 1608-nucleotide messenger RNA. Its product is annotated as E3 ubiquitin-protein ligase TRIM39-like. Lineage: Eukaryota; Metazoa; Chordata; Actinopteri; Cypriniformes; Cyprinidae. The record is from RefSeq and is a predicted model, not a curated record. The transcript is spliced from 7 exons. The coding region runs from base 26 to 1594 and encodes 522 amino acids. Gene Ontology annotation, molecular function: protein binding; zinc ion binding.